AGAGGCGAGUGGCAUCUAGGCCAGGCACGUGGCACUGCGAAUGCGCGACUCAAUUCUGCUAAUCGAAAGCUAAGGAAAGGAAGAGGGAGAGUGUGCGGAAUGCAGGAUGCGCGUCUGCGACGCGAGGAAGGCAAGUGGGCGCACAGGCCACCCACCCGAUGACUAAAAGACAAAGCGACCGAGCGUCUCGAAAAACAGCUCCAGAAGCUGUUGAAGGAUGCAUGCCUCCAGCCCAUGGAGCAACUCGUGCCGACUCCCGUUCCGGACAACCAGACACUGCAUGGAUAUCUUUAUCCCCAGAUCUAUACCCUGCAGGUUCUUACCGACUUUGAGACAAGCCGUCUGGUAUGCCGCCCGCUGGAAGGCCAUCCUGCAAUCCCUGAGCGCCAUCCGCCUGUUUCUGAGCACGAGCUAUGCGCAAUGGGGCUUGACCUGGCCACUACCGAUGUUCCCGUCGUUGAGGCGUCGCAAGUCAUCUUCGUCCGCCGUCUACAGCGUCUUGUCUGGAAAGUAACUGUGGACGGGGAAGCGAUGAUUUGCAAAACCUCGAGUGAUGUGUUCCGUCAUGCGGUCAGAGACGAGCUUCAGACGUAUCUCAAGAUUCGGCCUGCUAGGGCCGAGUUGAAGGUCCCCGAGCUGAAAGGAAUUGUGGUAUCCCACCGGGGAGUGAUCGGCGUUCUUCUUGGAUACAUCCCACACCACAACUAGAGUUUGGCCGCGGUAUUGGACAGAGUCGCCACAGGUU
Messenger RNA from Chaetomium strumarium, 745 nucleotides. RefSeq lists its product as uncharacterized. NCBI's taxonomy places the organism in Eukaryota, Fungi, Ascomycota, Sordariomycetes, Sordariales, Chaetomiaceae. The record is from RefSeq and is a predicted model, not a curated record. Bases 235 to 708 code for a protein of 157 amino acids. The transcript is spliced from 2 exons.